This is a messenger RNA of Synchiropus splendidus (mandarinfish), 2631 nucleotides long. RefSeq names its product beta-galactosidase-1-like protein 2. Gene Ontology annotation, molecular function: beta-galactosidase activity. The transcript is spliced from 19 exons. The record is from RefSeq and is a predicted model, not a curated record. Lineage: Eukaryota; Metazoa; Chordata; Actinopteri; Syngnathiformes; Callionymidae. Gene Ontology annotation, biological process: carbohydrate metabolic process. Bases 32 to 1945 code for a protein of 637 amino acids. Gene Ontology annotation, cellular component: vacuole.
CAUCUGCAGCUCAUCUUUUCUCUCCAGACCAAUGGUCGUUUUGAGGAUUAGAAAUGGACAAAAACGGAAAUAUACUUUUCUCUGCUUAUGUGUCACUGGCUUCAUCAUGUACAGAUAUCUUAGCAUGUCAGCAGGGGGACGGAGGAUGAGCAGAAAGGUCGGCCUGGUGGCCAACUCUUCACAGUUCACUCUGGAGGGGACACCCUUCCAAAUAAUUGGGGGCUCCGUCCAUUAUUUCCGCGUUCCCAGAGCAUACUGGAGGGACCGCCUGAUGAAAAUGAAAGCCUGUGGCAUCAACACACUCACCACACAUGUUCCCUGGAGUCUGCAUCAGCCGGAGAAGGACGUCUUCAAUUUCCACACUCAACUGGAUUUAGAAGCCUACAUCAAUCUAGCAGCAGAACUGGGACUUUGGGUGAUUUUACGUCUCGGUCCCUACGUCUCCUCCGAGCUGGAUCUUGGAGGUCUGCCCAGCUGGCUCCUCCGCGACGGCAGUAUGAGGCUCAGAACUACGUAUCCGGGCUUCACCCAGGCCGUCAAUACCUACUAUGAUAAACUGAUACCCAAAAUGGUCCCGCUGCAGUUUAAGAAAGGGGGUCCGAUCAUCGCAGUGCAGAUGGAAAAUGAAUAUGGAUCCUAUUCUAAAGAUGAAAGUUACAUGGCUUUCAUCAAAGAGGCUCUGCAGUCCAGAGGCAUCACUGAGCUCCUGUUUACGGCGGACAGCCACAACGCGCUCAAGUCUGGCGGGGUUGAUGGAGCCAUCAGAGCAGUGAAGCUGCGGAGACUAAGUCAAAGAGGCGUCCGGGAUCUGCAAGAAAUCCAGCCCAACAGUCCCAUGAUGGUGAUGGAGUACUGGACCGGCUGGUAUGACGUGUGGGGGGAGCUCCAUCAUGUGCUCCCUCCUGAGGACAUGGUGUCCGCCGUGAGAGAGAUUCUGAUGCGAGGAAUGUCCGUCAACCUCUACAUGUUCCAUGGAGGAUCCAGUUUUGGCUUCCUGACCGGAGGAAUCCAAGACCCAUCCUACAAAGCUCUGGUCCCCAGCUACGAUUAUGACGCUCCCUUGACUGAAGCUGGUGAAUACUCCCAGAAGUAUCAUCUGCUCAGAGAUCUGCUGUCUCGCUUCAACAUCCGUGCAGAAGGGGAAAGCUUCCCGGAGAUGCCAGCGCUGCGUUACAGAGAAGCAUAUGAGCCCACCAUCAUGUACCAGCACCUGUCAUUAUGGGAUGUCUUGAGCUUCACUGAGGGAUUUAAGUCACAUAAGCCAGUGAAUAUGGAGAAUCUACCCACGAACAACAUGAAUGGUCAGUCGUUCGGAUACACUCUCUAUGAGACCAUCGUCACCAGUGGAGGCUUGCUGAAGUCUGGGGACAACGUCCGGGACAGAGCUCUGGUGUUCUUGGACAAAGCUUUCAUUGGGCUUUUUAAGCGCCAAAGCCUGGAGCUUGCUCUUCCUGAUGGUAAGGGUGAGCGGACGUUAAGUUUACUGGUGGAGAACUGCGGCCGGGUCCACCAAGGUCGGGGCCUUGACAAGCAACGCAAAGGUCUUGUGGGUGAUAUUUUAUUAAACGACACUCCCUUACGGGAUUUUACGAUCUACAGCUUGGAUAUGAAACCCAGUUUUAUAGACAAUCUCCAUCAGGCUCCCUGGAAAUCCCUCCCUGAAAAGCCGAGUUUCCCAGCCUUCUUCAUGGGCAGGUUGUUUUCGUAUGGGUAUCCCAGUGACACAUUUGUGAAGCUGCCGGGAUGGGAGAAGGGUGUUGUCUUCAUCAACGGGAUGAAUCUGGGACGCUAUUGGUCCAUCGGUCCCCAACAGGCGCUUUAUCUCCCGGGUCCUUUUCUCAACAGCGGGAUAAACCAGGUUACUGUGUUUGAGGAGCAGGAAUCCGACUACAAGAUCAACUUUGAGGACUCGCCAGAUCUUGGAAUGGCAACAGACAUCAUGUAACAUAUUUCCAACAUAUAACAAUCCCAUGGGUACGACGCAAAAGAAACAGUCCGGGAUGUUUGUUUUUUCGGUGUGAUUUAUUUAACUUAUUUAACUGCAAAUACAGCAGUCUGCUUUAGCAGCUGACCAUUGUGUUGCCGGAACUAUGGUGAUUUUAACAUUCAUGGCCACAUGUGUGUGUCAUGACGAGGCAUGCCGCUGGAGUUCUACAUGGAAUCACCUGGUCGUGAAUAACUGUUUUGAACAUGCUUCUCUUCUUGAACAGGACGAUGAGAAGCCUCUAAAUGAGAGAUUCUGGUGCUAUUCAUACGGUUGAUGUGUACAGUACAAGUAGGUGGAGGGUUCAAAUCCCCACAGGCAACUCAGUGCUCGUGACUGACACAGAAGUGCAGAUUCACAACAAAAGAAAAUCGAUGCGGAUUGGAUAGUUGGCUGGUGUUGCCCCCCCCUCCCUCAGGAUAAAUCACCCCAAAAUUCUUGCAUAUCAGGUCCAUGAGGUCACUUCAGUGUGUUCUUUUCAGCAGCAAGGUCACACCGACUUCAUCAAGGUCUGGGGAGGCGUUUGUCUCCCAUGUGAAGCCCAGGUGUCUCAGUCAGCUGUCCCUAAUGUCAAACCAGAGUCAGUGCAUUCACAUAACAGACUUUCAAGUGUGAUGUUGUCUUUUUAAAUAAAGAAGGUUUUGAAU